AUGUGGCUCCGAGUGGUACAGCUUCUUCGCCCGUCAAUACGGAGGCCCAUACUCUCCACCUCUUUUUCAACCAUGACCGACGAAUUGAAGUAUCGCCUGCCAACGAAUGUAGUCCCCACACAUUAUGACCUGACUUUCUACACCCAAAUCGCUCCAAACACAUCCAAAUUUGGAGGCUUUGUCAAAAUUUCCCUUGAUAUCCUUCGCGACAGUUCUACCGUCGAGCUCAACUCCAACGAUCUGACACUGGGAGAAGCCACGAUCUCCUCCGAUGCCUCACAAAUUCAACAAUGUGAAAAGACUGUCGAUGCCGAGCAGCAACGCGUUAGCUUCUCAUUCGGACAGACUCUCAAAGCUGGAUCCAAGGCGUUUCUGAAUAUCCCUUUCAAUGGCCAACUGAAGAACACGAUGACGGGUUAUUACUUGUCUACUUGGCAGGACAAGGGAGAAACGAAGCAGUACGCGUUGACGCAGUUCGAACCCACGGAUGCGCGUGCGGCGUUUCCAUGUUGGGACGAACCACUACUCAAGGCAACAUUUGCCAUCACCAUGAUCUCCACACCGGACUCUACCAAUCUCAGCAACAUGCCCGCCAUCUCAGAAACAACAUACGAUCCUGCUAGCCACUCCGAGACAUCAGACAUCGCUCAGCUUUUGUCUUCUUUCCCCCCCUCGGAUAAAUGGAAAAUCACUCGCUUCCAAACAACACCUAAAAUGAGCACAUAUAUAGUUGCUUGGGCUACAGGAAAUUUCGUACAUCGUGAAACCACUGUUGCAUUGCCUCUUAGUCGCAAAACCAUUCCUCUUCGCAUCUAUAGUACCCCCGAUGUCAUUCAUCAGGCCCAGUUUGCGCUUGAUGUCGCCGCUCGCGUUCUACCUAUCUAUGAAGAAGUAUUCGAGGUCGAAUUCCCUCUCCCUAAACUGGACACUCUCGUGGCAUCUGACUUCGACGCCGGAGCUAUGGAAAACUUUGGCCUCAUAACCGGGCGAACCUCUGCCUUCUUACUGGAUCCUGAACAUGCGGACAUCAGCGGUAAAAAGAAUGUCGCCAUGACGCAGUCCCACGAGGUUGCUCAUAUGUGGUUUGGCAAUAUCACCACGAUGAAGUGGUGGGAUAACCUCUACUUGAAUGAAGGUUUCGCUACCCUCAUGGGCGAAGUCAUUAUAUUAGGCGAGUUUCUGAUCUUCCCGGAAUGGAAGGCUAGAGAAUCGUUCAUUUCGGAUCAUCUUCAAUCAGCUUUGUCUCUGGAUGCAAAACUGUCCUCCCAUCCUAUCGAAGUCGAGUGUCCCGAUGCGAACCACAUCAACCAAAUAUUCGAUUCGCUGUCGUACUCUAAGGCAGCGUCAGUACUCAACAUGCUUUGCAACUAUGUGGGACAGGACAAGUUCCUCAAAGGCGUCUCAAUCUACCUCAAAAAGCAUCUCUUCUCCAACGCCGUUACAGAGGAUCUUUUCCGCGGCAUUUCGAACGCAACCGGUGUCGAUGUCGUCCGUCUAAUGGACAACUGGAUAAAGAAGCAAGGCUUCCCUGUAAUCACUGUGACAGAGAAUGGCAACGGCAUCAAGUUGCGUCAAGAUCGUUUCACUGAAGCUGGGCUCGCCACACCCGAAGAGAACGAAACCAUCUGGAAUAUUCCGUUGUCAAUCGUCACCGUCGACGCCAAUGGAGACGCGCACGUGGAUAAAACUGCUCUAUUGGAAGACCGAGAGAAAGAGUUUGCGAUAGACACCACCCGCGAUUUCAAGCUGAAUAGGAAUACCAUAGGCGUCUAUCGAGUCCUAUAUACCCCAGAACGCUUAGCGAAGAUUGCGGCUGCGGCUGCAAAGCAGGACUCGAUUUUCACAUUGGAGGAUCGAAUGGGCCUUUUGUAUGACAUCAUGGCCUUUUCCAAGGCCGGCCUUGCCCAACCGAGUGGACUUUUAACAGUAAUCAACGCUCUCGGUGCCACGGAGAAAGAACAUUUGGUGUGGUCAAGCAUCUCGGAGGCUCUGAGUGGCCUGCUAUUCACUUUCUGGGAAUCACCUCAGAUCGUCGAAUCUCUACGCGCCUUCGCUCGUACCCUUUUCGUUCCCCUCGUGCAACGUUUGGGAUACGAGUACUCCCAAGACGAGUCAACGGACGUAACACAGCUCCGAACUCUGGCAAUCUCCUCAGCACUGAUGGGUCAAGAUAAGCAAGUCAUCGCCGAGUUGCAAGCCCGUUUCAAGCACUAUAUGGAGACCGGAGACGACUCUAGAAUCCCAGCAGAUCUACAGUCGUCCAUAUUCAUCACGGCAGUCAAAUAUGGUGGUCAAGCUGAAUACGAUGCUGUUGUCAACAUUCAAGAGAAGCCCAAGACUCCCACGGCACGCAUCGCAGCAAUAUACGCGAUGGGUCGCACCGAGGACCCGGUCCUCCUCGAGAAAACCUUCUCCUACAUCCUCGGCAAAUCCCGUGAUCAAGACAUAAUCUACUUUUUCCGCGGUUUGCAGUCGAAUGUUUCCGCAAGACGCAAGGUGCCUGAAUUCUUCAAAACCAACUACGACACCUUCAUGAAGCGCUUUGAAGGCAAUUUCAUGAUCAAAUCUCUGGUUUCGACCUCGUUUGGUGGUUUGUCAAGCCAGGAAGAUCUCUUAAUGGCGCAGACGUUCUUCAAGGACAAAGACAACUCGAAAUACCACAUGGCUCUGGCACAAACGCUUGAGUCGAUCCAGACUCGCAUUGCUUACAUCAACCGGUCAAGUGCUGAUGUUGAAUCUUGGUUAUCGGAAUGGGAAAAUCGACCAAAAUUAUAG
Molecule: messenger RNA, 2775 nt
Organism: Mycena indigotica
Lineage: Eukaryota; Fungi; Basidiomycota; Agaricomycetes; Agaricales; Mycenaceae
Product: Aminopeptidase
Exons: 22
Coding region: 1-2775 (924 amino acids)
Biological process (GO): proteolysis; peptide catabolic process
Cellular component (GO): cytoplasm
Molecular function (GO): peptide binding; metalloaminopeptidase activity; zinc ion binding
Source: RefSeq, a predicted model, not a curated record